Molecule: messenger RNA, 3602 nt
Organism: Branchiostoma floridae (Florida lancelet)
Lineage: Eukaryota; Metazoa; Chordata; Leptocardii; Amphioxiformes; Branchiostomatidae
Exons: 4
Coding region: 23-1792 (589 amino acids)
Source: RefSeq, a predicted model, not a curated record
GUCCUUGGAGAGGUUGAUUACUAUGCUGCUUUCUCCAGGGCAAGUUGAAAAGUAUGUACCUCGUGGACUGAAGGAGGACGUCGCCUUCCUUGUUGACAACUGUGACAACCAUGACCGACGUCUGGCGGGAAAGAAAAGCGAGCUGUGGGAUGACUGUGGCUCAUGGACGAGGGGGACAUCACCUAAAACAUUGCUCUUCUAUAACGGCUAUUCAACUCAAAUAGUGACAAAGAACAGCGAUGGACUUUACUGUACUUUAAAGACCAAAGAUGGCCGUCGGAAGCCGGUGCCACUGAAUCCUCAACCACAAGGGGAGGACAUUUUGGAACUGCAGCGCAACUAUAGCACAUCGAAAGCAUCAGAGUCAUACAAGAGAAGAGUGUCCUGGCUCAACUCGUUCGGAGACACAGACAUCCCCCAUGUGGCAUUGUACGAGUAUACAGGUACUUACCCAGGAGACCAACCACAUGGGAAGUCAAGUGACCCUGACUCUGUAUAUGUGCGAUGCCGUGGAGAAACAAUGGAAAAAAUCGGUGCUGCAGCUCGGGAUGUUGUACCAAGUAUAGCAUUCCGUACGCUGAAGGAUCAACUGCCAUUGCAAGAGCAACCAACGAACAUCCAGCAAGUUAAGAACAAGAGGUACAGGGAGGCCACGAAGAGGCGUGGUGCAGCAUCUGGCUCCGGACAGAAUGUUGCUGACCACGUGCAGCAACUGGAGGCACCAGAUGGCCACCCAUUUGCACGGCAAGUCAUCAGGGGUUACAACAAGGAAACAGUUGUCAUCGUGUAUUUUGAUGAGCAAAUACAGGAUAUGAAGAGAUUCUGCUGUACGAGCAUCCAUGGGGAAAACACAGUCCUUGGAGUGGACAAGACAUUCAAUCUUGGACCAUUCCAUGUGACUGUGACAAAUUUCAAACACUUGGCUGUAGUGCGUAGAGACACUGGGGAGCACCCCAUUUUCUUUGGCCCAAUGUUUGUCCAUGGGGGGUCCAAGACCGUAGACUAUAGCGUAUUCUUCGACCACAUCCGUAGUGUGUUAGAUAGCCCGCCAUCUAUGCCAGUGGUGGGCAGCGACAACGAAAGGGCUCUUCGGACGGCCAUAGGAAGAGCAUGGCCGGGAUGUCACCAGCUGUACUGCCAUCGUCACAUCCGCAAAAACUGUUCGGAGUAUCUGCAACGCAAAGUUGGGAUGAGUGAUGCCGCAAGACAACCAGUUAUCGAUGCAAUUUUUGGCAAGAACGGCAUAACUGCAGCCACCAGCAGGGUAGUCUUCGAGGGGCGUCUUCAGCAUGCAGAGGACCUCGCAGAUGCAGGGAACUUUGGUCCAUACUUCCGGGAACAAGUCAAGCCCCUACUACAGUCAAACUUCAACACCACCUCGCGUACAGACUUUCCAAUAAAGACAAAAUGGACAAACAACAAUGCAGAAUCCGCCAAUCACAUCCUAAAAGUCGCUGUGGGAUGGAAACCGCAGUCUCUCCUUGGCCUGGUGCAGAAACUCUCUGAAGUAGUCAGAGGACAGUAUCAGGAAGUUGAACGUGCAAUCAUUAACACUGGCGAAUACAAACUGACCGAUGACUUCACUAGAUUCAGAAUUCACCGAGACACCUGGUGCACGCUGUCAGAGAAGGAGAGGGAGGCCCAUCUGCGACGGUUUGGUAAGGAGAUGAAGAAGCCCAGGCGGCUUGUCAUCAGCACAGAUGGGAGAACAGGUGUGAUGGUACCCUCCCACGGUGGAAAAAAGAAGGGACAGGUCACCCGCAAAAGGGCAAACAGAACUAAAACGUUUUAAACAUGUUGUUCCUAUACAAAUGUUUUCAUCUUUUCAUGUAAUACAUGUAGUAAUAAUGGUGCUCUGUAACUGUUUUUUUUUUGUCUGUUGAAAACAGUUGUAUUUUUGGGAAUGGUACUCCCAGACUCCUUUACAGGGACCACUUGCUGUAAAUUUAGUACCGUAACAAGUGGAAGUUGGACGGAAAGUUUGUUUGUUUUUUUUUGUCUGUUGAAAACAGUUGUAUUUUUGGGAAUGGUACUCCCAGACUCCUUUACAGGGACCACUUGCUGUAAAUUUAGUACCGUAACAAGUGGAAGUUGGACGGAAAUUUUUUUUUUUUUUUUGGUCUGUUGAAAACAGUUGUAUUUUUGGGAAUGGUACUCCCAGACUCCUUUACAGGGACCACUUGCUGUAAAUUUAGUACCGUAACAAGUGGAAGUUGGACGGAAAGUUGUUGUGUUUUUUUUGUCUGUUGAAAACAGUUGUAUUUUUGGGAAUGGUACUCCCAGACUCCUUUACAGGGACCACUUGCUGUAAAUUUAGUACCGUAACAAGUGGAAGUUGGACGGAAAGUUUUUUUGUUUUUUUUUGUCUGUUGAAAACAGUUGUAUUUUUGGGAAUGGUACUCCCAGACUCCUUUACAGGGACCACUUGCUGUAAAUUUAGUACCGUAACAAGUGGAAGUUGGACGGAAAGUUGUUUUUUUUUGUCUGUUGAAAACAGUUGUAUUUUUGGGAAUGGUACUCCCUGACUCCUUUACAGGGACCACUUGCUGUAAAUUUAGUACCAUAACAAGUGGAAGUUGGACGGAAAGUUUUUUUUUUUUGUCUGUUGAAAACAGUUGUAUUUUUGGGAAUGGUACUCCCUGACUCCUUUACAGGGACCACUUGCUGUAAAUUUAGUACCGUAACCAGUGGAAGUUGGACGGAAAGUUGUUGUGUUUUUUUUGUCUGUUGAAUAGUAAUAAUGGUACUUCCAGACUCCUGUACAGGGACCACUUGCUGUCUGUUGAAAACAGUUGUAUUUUUGUAAAAGUAAUAAUGGUACUUCCAUACUCCUGUACAGGGACCACUUGCUUUGUCUGUUGAAAACAGUUGUAUUUUUGUAAUAGUAAUUAUGGUAAUUCCAGACAGUGGAAAUUUGCCUUUAAUCACCGGAGAUCUGGUUGUUCACUAAUAAAUGACAUUUGAAUAAAGACAUUUGAAUCUGUGUUGAUUUUGAGUUUAUUGUUAUUGACAGUUUAUACAGAAAUACUGUCUUAACUUUAUUGUUGUGACACAUACUUCCUAAUAAUCUGGUUUGGACCAUCGUAAAUUUGGGAUCAUUGGAACUUAUUUUGGGACCACUUUUUAUGGGACAUUAAUAGGGGAAAGCUGAUUUCGAGACAUACAUACCUCCAAGAAAUCCGUCCAGCCGUUCUUCAAAGGUACAAUGUAAUGAAAUCCUUUUAACAAGGAAACAGCAACAUGCAUUUUUGUCAAAUAAGAUGAUGCUUGUCAUCCAUCAAGAACGUCAGCAUAAAUAGGAAAUUGCACUCAUGAGAAAUAUAAAUAUAAAUUUAUUAUUUUUUAUGAAUCCAAGUCAAUUGCCCAAGGCACCCAACACAUCGUCACACUCACGCCCCACAAUCAGUUUUUUUUUUUCACGCACCGGUAAGUGCUUUCUUGUUUGACUUAUUUGUCGGGCUAUCUUUUUUUACAUAUUUCCCAUUGAGAUGCCAAUUACCGGGGGCCCCAAUCUGCAUAAUGCAACCAGCGUGGGUCCUUUGUUUACAAUCGGAUCAGUUUGUAAACACUCACUUCUUUAGGGAUUUGCGGCCUUCCACGAG